Messenger RNA from Parathielavia appendiculata, 1047 nucleotides. RefSeq lists its product as uncharacterized. The record is from RefSeq and is a predicted model, not a curated record. Gene Ontology annotation, molecular function: glutathione transferase activity. Bases 1 to 1047 code for a protein of 348 amino acids. NCBI's taxonomy places the organism in Eukaryota, Fungi, Ascomycota, Sordariomycetes, Sordariales, Chaetomiaceae. The transcript is spliced from 9 exons. Gene Ontology annotation, cellular component: cytoplasm.
AUGGCAGCCAAGGACACCCCCGGCACGCACACGGCGGGCAAGAUUACCGACUGGGUCAAGCCCGGCGACACGUCGGGCGAGUUUAAGCGCCAGCAGAGCUCCUUCCGCAACUGGAUCUCGCGCGAGCCCGGCGCCAAGUUCCCGCCUGAGAAGGGCAGGUAUCACUUGUACGUGAGCUAUGCCUGCCCGUGGGCUACUCGCACGCUCAUUGCGCGCAAGCUGAAGGGGCUGGAUGAUGUCAUCUCGUUUUCGUCGGUGCAUUGGCAUCUGGGUUCCAAGGGCUGGCGCUUCCCCACGCCCGAGGAUACCGACUCCGAAGGGGAGAACGUCAUCCCGGACCCCGUCCCGGGGCAUGAGGGUUUCACCCAUCUCCGGGACAUCUACUUCCAGGCGAACCCGUCGUACGAGGGGCGCUUUACCGUGCCCGUGCUGUACGACAAGAAGACGCAGACCAUCGUCAACAACGAGAGCAGUGAGAUUCUGCGCAUGUUUGGGACGGAGUUCAACGACCUCAUCGACGAAAAGUACCGCGGCGUCGACUUCUACCCAGAGAAUCUGCGGGCGCAGAUCGACGAAACGCACGAGUGGCAGUACGACAAGAUCAACAACGGCGUGUACAAGUCGGGUUUUGCCACGACCCAGGAGGCCUACGAGCGCAACGUCGUCGCCUUGUUUGAGGCCCUGGACCGCGCCGAAGCGCACCUCAAGCAGACGGCAAGCGAGGGGCCGUACUGGUUUGGCCAGACCCUCACCGAGGUCGAUAUCCGGCUCUUUGUAACAAUCAUCCGCUUCGACCCCGUCUACGUGCAGCACUUCAAGUGCAACCUCAAGGACAUCCGCUCGGGCUACCCGGCCCUGCAUGCCUGGAUGCGCCACCUGUACUGGACCGUCCCCGCCUUCCGCGAUACGACCAACUUCUUGCACAUCAAGAACCACUACACCCGGUCGCACACCCAGAUCAACCCGCUGUCCAUCACCCCGCUCGGGCCCGUGCCGGAUAUCCUGCCGCUGGGCGACGAGGUUGCUGCUGCAGGCGGCAAGGCUUAG